CCUGCCUGCCAGCCUUGGCAAAGAAAGAAAGAAAGCAAGCGAUGAAAACAGGAAUCGGUAGCAAAAGCAGCAGCAGCUAAAUAAGCAGACGCCGAAUUAGAAAUGUUUACCAUUUAAGCGUCGCUUAAUAGAAAUACUCUCACGUACGCGUCGCUCUCUCAGUUUCAGUCUCUUGCGAUCGUUCGCUCGCUCGCUCUCUCGCUCUUUCUCUUCCUGCUCUGCUCUGCGGCUGAGUUAAAGUGAAAGUUUUCUACACAAAAGUGGCGAAGGUCCGUUAUCUUGGCCGCUGCUCGACUACGGCCCCACUAACUCCCAAUCAGACACACGCGGAGCGUUCAGUUGACCGGACGCACACGGCUGGCCAUGGUCGAGAAACUGCUGUGAAAGAGAUUCCCCCCCGUAAAGAAGAGACUAUACUAUAUAGAGUCGUGUUGUGUGUGCUCGAGCAACUGUAAAUUCGCGAAGUCCGACCGAAAGCUUUAUUCAAACAAAGUGCGUCCAAAACAUAUGCAUAAUAAUCGAAAAGUUCUCGAUUCGCGAAUCGGUUCGGUGCGGAGAACGCGUUCGUUGCCCAAGUCGUUUGUUUAGCUUAGCGGUUCAUUGAGGGCGCGCUGUUACGACACAAUUGUGUGUGUUAGUGUGUGUGUUUUCGCACUCCCAUUUCGAAAUAAUCCAAGCGAAUAGUACAUAUAAUAAGCCAGAAGCGUUCUAGGCCAGAACUCCCCGAGCAGCCAGUGUCCAGCCAGCUAGCGCGCCAGCGAGCCACCAACAAACAUGUUUAAGUGGGUUACGCCGGCCACAGCGGCGACAUUGUCCCGCACAACAACAGCAACAACGGCAGCGACAACCAGAACAGCGUCAGCGUCAAGCACAACUGCAAGAACAACAAAACCACAACUACUUUCCAUCGCUUUAACAAGUUUAAUAAUAAUAGCCGCAUCAUUUGUGCCGACAACAAGUGGAUUUAGAUCAAUUGAAACGAACGGCGCUGGACGAAAGCUGUUUGGUGGCUACCGCAUCACACCCAAGCACUGUCGUGCCACAAAGACGCUGCCCAGCUCGGAUCCCCGAUCGAAUGGCCCCACCAUCUGCAUGUUCAAUCACGAGUGCGCCCAGCGGGGCGGCGAGGUGGUGGGUGCCUGCAUGGACGGCUUCCUGUUUGGCGCUUGCUGCCAGAUUCCAGCCACACACGAGCUGGCCAGCACGCUGAUCAAUGAGGCGCAGAACGCCUACUUCCAGCAGCACCAACACCAGCAGCAGCAGCAGCAGCACCAGAAGUUGCAGCAGGCGGCAGAGUCCUCCUACGAGCAGCACCAGCAGUCGCUGAAUAGCGCAGAGCAAACGGCCACGCAGCCCUCUCAGAAUAUCUACGAUGAACAGAACCUCAACAAGGUCUAUCAGCAGUUGGGCAGCAGCAGCAGCAGCAGCAGCACCAGUCCGAGCAGCACCAGCCCCAGCAGCCCACCCAGCAAUAGCUACAGCGUGGAGCUGCAGCAGGACCCAGAGCCAGAGCCGGAGCAUCCCCAGAACGAGCUUGUCUAUGGCAGCAGCACCUCCACAGAGGGAUCCACUCUGUCGCAAUCAUCUUCCUCUAGCGUAGAGUUUGAGCAGGAGCCAACUGCUCAACAGUCGCCAGCCAACGAUGAGAUUAUCUCGACCGCUAUGAAUUCCCAGAAGGUGCAGCAGCUACAGCAAGAGCAACAGCAACCCAUUCUGCCGCCCAAUGUUCAUGUGCACAAGCACUCGGUGACCAUCAACUCGCCCUCUUCGCCACCCCAAAACGAUGAUUUUGUGAUGCAGGUGCUCAGCACAUUGCCCCCCGAGCAUGCCGACGAUCAUCGCAUCUUCUUCACGACGGAGGUGCCCAUGAAGAUUGCCAGCGGCCUGCAGGAGCAGACCAGCUCCGAGUCCAACUCCUUCGAGGAAACCCCAUCUACGCCGCCAGCCAUAAAGAAGCCCACAGAGAAGCCCAGGCCGAAACCUGUGCCGCAAUUGGCGGAGACGAUGAAGCGACCCAUUCAGCAGCUGCUGCAACAGCAGCAACAACAGCAACAACAGCAGCAGCAGCUGCAGCAACAUCACCAGGAACAACAGCAGCAGCAACAGCAGCUACAUCACCAGCAACAGCAGCAACUACAGCAGCAGCAGCAACAACAGCAGCAACAACAGCAGCAGCAACAUCUCCAGGAACAACAGCAGCAGCAGCAGCAGCAACAUCACCAGCAGACAGCGAAACCUCAAUCAAAGCCAAAUCCGAAGCCUGCGAAUGCGCACCACCACAAUCAUUUGAUCCUGGAUGGCGGAGAGUUUACACACAGCGAUAUCACCCAUCCGGGAGCUGAUGCCGAUCUUGUCGAGGAUCUUCAGUUCUCCACCGGCUACGGACCACAGCCUGUAUACGCAGACCCACCCCAGCAACAGCAGCAACAACAGCAGCUGGAGGAGCAGAGUUACAUCUCCAAGCGGCCAGCGGCAGCAGGUCAGACUCAAAGUCAGGGCACCACCGUUUCCUCGAUCACCACACACGUGGACUCUAUCGAGUCGAUCAUCCUGCAGCUGAACAACACAAGCCAUGGACCCAGCUACAAUGUGGUCAGCCAGCAGACGCCCUCGUAUGGCGACUAUCCAGGCCAGGCCCAGAGCGAGGCUACAGCCGAGGCAAUCACCGCACAGCCACCGCCAGCCAGCUACUACCAGGAGAGCGAAGCCAUGGAGGCGGAUAAGGGUCAGGACUACGGCUACACGAGCACAGUCAGCUACGAUGCCACCUACGACAAGGUGUCCGAUGAGCAGGAUGCCUCCGCUGCUGCCAGCCAGUCUGCGGAGUCGCCCACAGCGAUUCCCGCGUACGGGGAGGACACCUCGGCGGUGUUUGAGGAUCACACGAUGCCCGCCAAUGGCUACCACGAUGCCAUGGCUGAUGGGGCGCACCAGACAUCAGAGUUUAACAAGAUGCCCGUGCCGGUUGUGGGCAUUGCCUAUCCCGUGGACAUGUCCUACCUGGAGGAGGAGGAGAACGAUGCUCCAGCCGGCUACGGACAGCAGAGCAGCGGCUCCUACGAGGCCAACACAGAGUCCAACUACCAGAAGCUCUCCACUGUCGAGACGGAGCAGCCGCAGCCCCAACCAGUGCCCACCUACGUGCGUCCCACGACAAAUGCCAACAAGCCGAACCGUCCCGUGGCCUCGUACAUUGGCAUGGUGACCAUGCAGCACUACAACCAGCAGCAGCAGCAGCAGGCAUCGCUGGGAGACCAAUACCAAUCCCAAUCCCAAUCCCAGUCCCAAUUGCAACCACAGGUGCCCGCCGAGGUGUCUGUGUCCUCGCACACCACCAAGGUGCAGGAGCAGUAUGACGAGACCUCGCACGGCUAUCAGCCACAAACGACGACACCUGUGGCACAGCGGCCGCAGUACGAUGAAGUCCUGGAAGAUGCCUCCUCAGAGCGACCCGUGCUGAUAACGGCCAGUCCCAGACCUCGCCCCAAGCCAAGCACAAAGCGUCCGGGCGUGAAGCGACCCAUCAGCCAGGAGAAUACCAAACAGAAGCCACAGCCACAUGGCAGCUACGAUGCCGAGGAAUCCCCCAUUACGCACAUUCAGAUCAAGAAGCCCUCGUCCAGCUACAACAAGGAGCAGGAGACGGAACAGUCUGGCUAUCCCAGACCAGCAGUCGCUGGAAGCAGCUCCUCGGCACGUCCGGGCAUCAACUAUGAUCAGCCAGAUCCACCCUCGGCUCCCGCCUCCAGCUCCAGCUACGAUCAGGCCGAGACGUCCAGCUACGGCCAGCUGCAACCAGAGGCUCCACUCACACAAUUCGAUCAGCCACAGCCACAGCCAGCCCUGGGCUACAAUGAGCAGUCGGUGGCCAGUUCGCCGGGUCGCCAGCCCUCCACAUCGAAGCCCGUGGCCACGAGCUAUGUGACCGGACCCAGCACGCCCCGACCGCCCGCCACCGUCGACUACCACUACGACAAUGUGCCGCCGCUGUUCAUGGCCGACGACAAGUUGGACGCAUUCAUCCAGAGCACGGCCGAGAACAUUGUGGGCUCCACGCCGGGCAACUACCAGCCCCCGCUGGUGGCCACCGCAUCGACGCCCGCCUACGCACAUCGCCCCACCAGCAGCAGCGGAGCAGGCAGCUACGGAGGCCACAAGAAGCCCACUUUCGUGCAGAUCAAUGGCACACCGAGGCCGCCACGUCCCACGGUGCUGAUCACGCCCAAGCCCUCGGGCUCUACCUCGUUCGUGUACAAUCAGAUAGUGACCCGACGACCGGCAGGUGCACCGGUCAGCUCCAAUGACUUCGAGGAUCCCGGCUACUUUGGCGGCAGCCCCGCGCACGUGUCUUUCACGCAGUCCACAGCCUCGGAGUCGCCCUAUCCCGCACCCUCCGACGACAAGCCCGCCUUCCCGGGCUACUUUGGGCCCACGCCUUCGUAUCCUGCCUUCUCGGUGCCCGGAGAGAAGGUGGGCCCCAGUGCCAUGGAGGAGACGUACACCUCGCCGAAUGACUUUGUCAACUUCCCGCCGGUGCGCAAUCCGAACCUGAACAUGUCCGCCGUCUCCAGUGCUGUGACCAGCGACGUGGAUCUCUCCACGCCCGCCUUUGUCGAGGAUGUGGUGCUGAAGGACAAGAUGCACACGCUGGUCCACAAGCUGGUGGCCUCGCUCCAGGGCAACUUUGAGGCUCUGGCCGACAUGAUUGAUGAGCCAACGGGCAACAGUUCGGCAGCCACCUAUCAGGCGGGAGCGGGAGCUGGAGCUGGAGCUGGAGCUGGCGGAGUAACCACUGCCACCCGCAAGCCCACGCGUAAGCCCGUGCGAGUGGCAUCCACGGCCAAGCCCAAGGCGACCACCAAGAAGCCCGUGACACGAGUCUCCACCAAGGCGCCCAACAAGAAGCCAUCGGCCAGCAGCACCACCCGCAAGCCGGGCACGCGGCGCACCACUGUGGCACCCAAGACGACUGUCAGCACCCGGAAGCCUGCAGCCACGAAGAAGCCCACACGACGCGUCAGCAGCACCGUAAAGACGACCACCGUGAGCUCGGCUCGGCCCGCCGACGAUGAGAUUGUGGACGAGGAGGACGAGGAGGAUGUCAAUCCGAAUCCCAGCGACAACGAAAUCGGUCAGGGAUCGACACUCAGCUCCUACGGCGGAGCGAAUGGCCGCAAGAUCCAGUGCGGCGUCCGACCACAUGUCAAGUCCGGCCGCAUUGUGGGCGGCAAGGGCUCAUCCUUUGGCGCCUUCCCCUGGCAGGUGCUGGUCCGCGAAUCCACCUGGCUGGGCCUGUUCACAAAGAACAAGUGCGGCGGUGUCCUGAUCAACAGUCGCUACGUCGUCACCGCUGCCCAUUGUCAGCCUGGCUUCUUGGCCUCGCUGGUGGCCGUCAUGGGUGAGUUCGAUAUCUCUGGCGACCUGGAGAGCAAACGUUCUGUGACCAAGAACGUGAAGCGCGUCAUUGUCCAUCGCCAAUAUGAUCCGGCCACGUUCGAGAACGAUUUGGCUCUCCUCGAGAUGGACAGUCCCGUGCAGUUUGACACCCAUAUAGUUCCCAUUUGCAUGCCCAACGAUGCGGCGGACUUUACGGGACGCAUGGCCACCGUUACCGGUUGGGGGCGACUCAAGUAUGGCGGCGGUGUGCCCUCCGUGCUGCAGGAAGUGCAGGUGCCGGUUAUCGAGAACAGCGUGUGCCAGGAGAUGUUCCACACUGCGGGCCACAACAAGAAGAUUCUCAACUCGUUCCUGUGCGCCGGCUAUGCCAACGGCCAGAAGGACUCGUGCGAGGGCGACAGUGGCGGUCCAUUGGUGCUGCAGCGUCCCGACGGGCGCUACGAGCUGGCUGGCACCGUUUCGCAUGGCAUCAAGUGCGCGGCGCCAUAUCUGCCCGGUGUGUACAUGCGUACGACCUUCUACAAGCCCUGGCUGCGCAGCAUAACAGGAGUCAAAUAAGGAGCUGCCAGCAACAGCAACAGCAACAUUAGGGGGCAGCAGCAUCAGCAAGUGUAAAUAGAAAGUAGAGUUUAAAGAGUUUUGUGGACAAACGCGUGACUCAGACUGUUAAGCAUCCACGUCGCAUUCACCAUUCUAUCCCCCGUCUCCUUCUCUGUGCACCUUCCAUCCUCAUUCCAUUAGUUUAAAGUUGAAACGAGAAACGAGACAGAGACUCAAAGAUUCAGAUACUUUGAGGAGCGUGUUGCAGAUUCUUUCUGUGCCCAACACUUGUAGAGUCUGAAUGAGAAUUACUCGUAUAUUUUAUUAGUUGCAAGCCGUAGCCGUACGCUAACAAAAUAUUUAUUCUAGUGCUAGGUCUAUUUAUUUAUUUAUUUAUUUAUUUGUACGAUUAAACCCCGAAAAACCCCGCUUUUGAUUCAACUAAAAAUAAAUUGUUAAUUUUCAUAGGCAAAUUGUUGUUAUGUUAAAGUGAAAGACAAGUGAAAGAGAUUGAGAUUGAGUUUGAGUUUGAGAGAGAGCAAAUGUUUUUAGUUCAAUUGAAUUUACUAAUUUAUCUAAUUAUACGAUUAAUUUUUUUAUCUCUUUACGUUUUAUGUUAAUUGUUAAGCGAACGAACAAAUCGAUGCGAAAAGGAA
This is a messenger RNA of Drosophila guanche, 6593 nucleotides long. RefSeq names its product serine protease filzig (gene flz). Gene Ontology annotation, molecular function: serine-type endopeptidase activity. Gene Ontology annotation, biological process: proteolysis. Bases 775 to 5955 code for a protein of 1726 amino acids. The record is from RefSeq and is a predicted model, not a curated record. Lineage: Eukaryota; Metazoa; Arthropoda; Insecta; Diptera; Drosophilidae. The transcript is spliced from 8 exons.